GAGCAGGGCCGAGGCGGCGCGGCUGCCGGCUGGAUGGGAAGUUAAUGUUUACGGCGAAGUCCACCCAACGUUUCCAAGGUGGCGACAGACAAGGUUGCAGAAAAGCUGAGUUCUACUCUCUCAUGGGUGAAGAACACAGUUUCGCAUACAGUCAGUCAGAUGGCCAGUCAGGUGGCAAGUCCAUCUGCUUCAUUACACACUACAUCCUCAUCUACCACACUGUCAACACCAGCCCUUUCACCGUCUUCCCCAUCACAGUUGAGUCCGGAUGACUUGGAACUCCUGGCUAAACUGGAGGAACAAAAUAGAUUAUUAGAGACGGAUAGUAAGUCUUUAAGAUCUGUAAAUGGGUCAAGAAGAAAUAGUGGCUCCUCUCUUGUAUCAAGUUCAUCAGCCUCCAGUAAUCUCAGCCACCUUGAAGAAGAUUCUUGGAUUCUUUGGGGAAGAAUUGUUAAUGAAUGGGAAGAUGUGCGCAAAAAGAAGGAAAAACAAGUUAAGGAACUUGUUCGUAAAGGAAUACCCCACCAUUUUAGAGCAAUAGUUUGGCAACUUUUAUGCAGUGCACAAAGUAUGCCAAUUAAGGAUCAGUAUUCAGAACUCCUGAAAAUGACCUCACCUUGUGAAAAACUGAUCCGGAGGGACAUUGCUAGAACUUAUCCUGAACAUAAUUUUUUUAAGGAAAAAGAUAGCCUUGGACAGGAGGUUCUAUUCAAUGUGAUGAAGGCAUAUUCUUUAGUGGAUCGUGAGGUUGGUUACUGUCAAGGAAGUGCUUUUAUAGUUGGAUUAUUGCUUAUGCAGAUGCCAGAAGAAGAAGCUUUCUGUGUAUUUGUUAAAUUAAUGCAAGAUUAUAGACUUCGUGAACUUUUUAAACCAAGUAUGGCAGAAUUGGGCCUUUGUAUGUACCAGUUUGAGUGCAUGAUACAGGAGCAUCUUCCAGAGCUCUUUGUACACUUUCAGUCUCAGAGUUUUCAUACCUCAAUGUAUGCAUCAUCCUGGUUUCUGACUAUCUUUCUUACAACUUUUCCAUUACCAAUUGCAACACGGAUAUUUGAUAUCUUUAUGUCUGAGGGUUUAGAAAUAGUGUUUCGAGUAGGAUUAGCACUUCUUCAAAUGAAUCAGGCAGAAUUAAUGCAACUUGACAUGGAAGGGAUGUUACAGCACUUUCAGAAGGUCAUUCCACAUCAGUUUGAUGAUAGUGCAGAUAAACUAAUCCAAGCAGCUUACCAAGUCAAAUACAACUCAAAAAAAAUGAAAAAGCUUGAAAAGGAAUACACUACAAUAAAAACUAAAGAAAUGGAAGAGCAAGUUGAAAUUAAAAGGUUACGCACAGAAAAUAGACUUUUAAAACAGCGCAUUGAAACGUUAGAAAAAGAAAGUGCUUCCUUGGCAGAUAGAUUGAUACAGGGACAAGUGACAAGAGCCCAGGAGGCUGAGGAAAACUACCUCAUAAAACGGGAGUUGGCCACCAUCAAACAGCAGAGUGAUGAGGCCAGUGCUAAGCUGGAGCAAGCUGAAAAUACCAUCAGGAAGCUCCAGCACCAACAACAAUGGCAUAAAUGCAGUUCCAACUACAAUGAAGAUUUUGUGCUACAGCUGGAGAAAGAAUUGGUCCAAGCCCGACUGAGUGAAGCUGAGUCUCAAUGUGCACUAAAGGAGAUGCAGGAUAAAAUCCUGGAUAUAGAAAAGAGAAACAACUCCUUUCCUGAUGAGAAUAAUGUUGCAAGGCUUCAGGAGGAACUCAUUGCUGUGAAGCUGAGAGAAGCAGAAGCCAUUAUGGGUUUGAAAGAACUUAGACAGCAAGUCAAGGAUUUAGAAGAACACUGGCAGCGCCAUUUAGCUCGUACUACUGGGAGAUGGAAAGACCCACCUAAGAAAAAUGCUGUGAAUGAGUUGCAAGAUGAAUUGAUGACCAUUCGACUUAAAGAAGCUGAAACACAGGCAGAAAUAAGAGAAAUAAAACAAAGAAUGAUGGAAAUGGAGACACAGAACCAGAUCAAUAGUAAUCAUCUUAGAAGAGCAGAACAAGAGGUGAUCAGUCUACAGGAGAAGGUACACUAUCUUUCUGCACAGAACAAAGGACUACUUACUCAAUUAAGUGAAGCAAAGCGCAAACAAGCAGAGAUUGAAUGCAAGAACAAGGAAGAAGUGAUGGCUGUGAGACUUCGAGAAGCAGAUAGCAUAGCUGCUGUGGCUGAACUGCAGCAGCACAUUGCUGAGCUUGAAAUCCAGAAAGAAGAAGGAAAGCUUCAAGGACAGCUUAACAAGUCUGAUUCUAACCAGUAUAUUAGGGAACUGAAAGAUCAGAUAGCAGAGCUGAAUCAUGAGCUCAGGUGCCUAAAAGGCCAGAGGGGCUUCUCAGGCCAACCUCCUUUUGAUGGAAUUCACAUUGUCAACCAUUUAAUAGGAGAUGAUGAAUCAUUCCUUUCCUCAGAUGAAGAUUUUAUAGAUAACUCCUUACAGGAAAGUGGCAUUGGUUUUCCCUUGCACAGAAAAUCAGGCCCAAUGUCUUUGGACCCCACUGUGGCAGAUGGUAGUGAAAGCGAAACAGAAGACAGUGUGCUGGAGACCAGGGAGAGUCACCGAAGGAUCCAAGAGGAGCGGCCCCCACGAAGAGAGUCACACUCAACCACUGUCUGACCAUCACUGUGACCCAGACUACAGAUUUCUUCAAGGGAUCCAGUUGUCCUAUGAUUAGGGAUUUUUUGGAUUUAUCUGUUUCAUAUGUACAUAUAUAUAUAUAUGCACAUAUAUAUAUUUUACAAUCCUAUCUGCCUUUUUUUAUCUUUGCCAAAUCUUCACCACUGAUUUUCCAUUACCAUAAAGUUGACUGGAAUAUGGUUAAUGGGUAAAAUAAGGUUCUAACAGUAUUAAUGAACAUUAAUGUUUCUUGUUUAGAAAAUGUAACUAUCUAAAUGUGAGAACCAUUUUGAAGUUCAGA
Molecule: messenger RNA, 2938 nt
Organism: Marmota flaviventris (yellow-bellied marmot)
Lineage: Eukaryota; Metazoa; Chordata; Mammalia; Rodentia; Sciuridae
Gene: Evi5
Product: ecotropic viral integration site 5
Biological process (GO): regulation of GTPase activity
Molecular function (GO): small GTPase binding; GTPase activator activity
Source: RefSeq, a predicted model, not a curated record